UGUUUGAGUGCAAAACACUCAGUCCGCUUCCAGUCGGUGCUAUCGCCACGUGACCCUUUUUGCUUUAAAUUCCUCUCUUUUGUUUUCGUUGUUUUUGAAGGGAAACCUCGUUCGCCAUAACUGGAAGAUACGCCUCGUAAAUCUUACCUUUGGCUGGAAAAUGUUCAUUGAGAGAAGCCGAAAGAAAGCUAAACAGCCUGUGUGUUGCUCCAAGUUGAUUCUGUGCCGCGCAUCACUGGAGCUAAGGGUGUUCAUUGGGGCAGUUAGAGAUGAACAAUCCCUUUUGUUCAAAGGGUUAAAUUAAUUCCCAGAAUCGGAAACGAACGAAAGAUUCCCCCCAUCCCCCCACCCCCCCAAUUUUCGUUUCCUUUUGUAUGCGCCCCGUGUUCCUCGACUUCGCCUGUCGCGAUCGAGAGGUUUGAAUUAGGCCGAGUCUAUUCAAUUAGUGGCUGGCUGGUAACAGUGGAGUUACACGAGGGUAACUGAGCUUGUUCCCAGGCUCGGCACGAUGUUUGGAAGCCAGUGAAUCGGGUCACAAAACGGGAAACGCUCCGUUUAACGAAAGAUCCAGGGCGCUGGAAGCAAAGCUCUUUCCGGCCGAUGUAGACGUUUAGAUUGAAGAGCGAUCAGCGGUCACCUCAAUUCGUCACCCCUAUGAUCUGUCAGGAGAAGGCAGUAACGCCGCCGUCCGCCAGCAACUCGCCUCAGGACCCACUUGACCUCCGGGAAGGACAUUCUGACUUGUUCCGUAUUUCCUGCACCAUGAGUCAUUUGGAGCUCACAGGCUGGUAUUGGGGAGCACUCACAUCAAUUGAAGCACGACAAAUUCUGAAUCAAACCACUGAAGGCACGUUUCUAAUCCGGGAUAGCUCUAACCCGGAAUAUCUUCUAACUUUAUCAGUCAAAACAAGCUCAGGACCUGCACACCUUCGAAUUGAGUACAACGAGGGAAAGUUCGGCUUCGAUUCAGUGGUUUUGGCAAAACCAAAGCUCAAGAAUUUUGAAGAUGUGGUUGAUCUAAUCCAGCAUUAUGUCUUGUUGUCUAAAAGUGCCCAAACUACACAUGACCAGUCAAUUGCACCAGUGACUAAAGAUACAGUCAUUCACCUGAAACUGACCAAACCUCUAUACGUUGCAACACCUUCAUUGCAACAUCUAUGUAGGAUUAUAAUCAAUAAAAGUACCAAGACAAUCCAAGAACUUCCCUUACCCACUAGAUUAAAGGAAUAUUUAUUAGAGUACCCUUUUCAUUUGUAAGUCAGUCAACAGAUAACCAUUCCUAAAAUGUGGGGGAGAGAAAAUGACUAUAUGUGUCAGGGGGACUUCUGUUAUACUGAGGAAAUGUUCAAUUGUUUCAUGUUAACAAUUGAAUGAGAUUUGGUGCUCUCUUACAACACACCCUAUAGAUAAUGAAUUAAACUGUCCGCCAUUUUUUAUAUUUGGAUUAAUUUAAUGUACAAGCAAAUUUCACAGUUUCUUAGUAAAUACAAUCGAUUUAGACUUCACAAAGUUUUUAUGGUAACUUUUUGACUUUUGUUCAACAGUUCUUUUGACAGUUACAGCUUGUCAUGGUUCAUUACACAUUGCAUACAACUUGCAUUCUUGAUGUGCGUUAUCUGGGGAAUAGUUUGGCAUCUGGCGGUUCUUGUGUUUUGCGAGAAUGGGAAGAGUCAGAAGAUGAAACCCUGCAUUGCCAGGAAAGUGCUUAAGGGACCUCAUCGAGGAGAGCAUCAUUACUAAAUAUUGUUGUGCCCUCACUUUCAGCCCAAGUGCCAAAAUUUGCUGCUGGGAAUAAAAAAGGAUUGCUUAGCUAGCCAUCGGGAUUGAUUUAGAACACUGUCUCCUGGUGCUCCCCACAAUGACUCCCAUAAGCUCCAAUAUGAGCAAGCACUUGGGCUUUCUCCUUGUCACAGGUCGGUAACAUGGCUUGAUAUUGUUUGGCAAACUGUGUCUGUCCCUGUGAACUUGCAGACUUUGGCUCUCUCUACGGGUUGUGGGAGCAUUCCCCACUUAACCUUUUGUUUAAUGUUUGAACUUAUGUGGCAAAUUAGCCAGCUUCAAUUAAUAUUUGAGAAUAUACUAUGUGUAUGUGCAAAUGAACCAAAAAGAACUGGGCACAAAGUAUUUGUGCAUUAAACUUUUCCCAAAAACAAAUCUUUUGUCUAAAACAGAUUGGCCUGAAAUUUGUCAAUGUAAUGGUUGCAAAACUGUAAGCACUCGCCAUCAUUACUGACCACAACUUCUGGUUUCUGCAUGUUCUCAGCUAAAUGUGGAAAUUCGGAAGUUGCUGUCAGUUAUGUCCUGUUCCCCCACAGGAUGCGCUGUUGCAGACUUCGCAGAUGCAGACCACACAGUCAGUGAUUUGACAUGACUUCAACUUUUUAUGCACUAUUCUCGCUGUAAAAAUCAUUGAAAAUGUUAAGCUUGAGAUUUUAACAGCUUACUAAGUUAUGAUUAGUGCUGAACAACAUCUAUGGCCCUGAGAAUCUAAUUUUGUAAGUGUGGAGUGUCAUUCGCUCCAUUUCAUGAUGAUAAUUCCAUAGAUUUAAUUUUUUUUUAAAGUUUAUAUGAAUUUUCAGCUUCUACCUUAAUCUUAUGCGUAUGUUCCUGUCUUUAUUUUGCUCUCUGUAAAAUGAUUAGAUGCAAAUAACAGCCCUCGCUUUUUACUUCU
This is a messenger RNA of Carcharodon carcharias (great white shark), 2671 nucleotides long. Its product is annotated as suppressor of cytokine signaling 2-like. Gene Ontology annotation, cellular component: phosphatidylinositol 3-kinase complex. Gene Ontology annotation, molecular function: 1-phosphatidylinositol-3-kinase regulator activity. Lineage: Eukaryota; Metazoa; Chordata; Chondrichthyes; Lamniformes; Lamnidae. The coding region runs from base 655 to 1257 and encodes 200 amino acids. Gene Ontology annotation, biological process: phosphatidylinositol phosphate biosynthetic process; intracellular signal transduction. The record is from RefSeq and is a predicted model, not a curated record. The transcript is spliced from 3 exons.